Messenger RNA from Triplophysa rosa, 4617 nucleotides. RefSeq names its product leucine zipper, putative tumor suppressor 1 (gene lzts1). Gene Ontology annotation, cellular component: dendritic spine. The record is from RefSeq and is a predicted model, not a curated record. The coding region runs from base 677 to 2845 and encodes 722 amino acids. The transcript has 7 exons. Gene Ontology annotation, biological process: regulation of synaptic plasticity; regulation of dendrite morphogenesis. Lineage: Eukaryota; Metazoa; Chordata; Actinopteri; Cypriniformes; Nemacheilidae.
GACAAGAAGUGAGACGUCUGGAGCAGGACAGGCAAAAGCUAGAAAAAAAGGUAUGAAAUGAAAGAGAGAAAAAGGAGAGGGAGGGUUAUACAAAACACCCACAUCAUGGCAGUCAGUGGAGACUCAACCCACAGCACUGAAGAGAGAAAGAACAAGCCAGAGGACACUGACGAAAUAAUGCAUGUAGCUCCUGUUCUCUACUUUCAUAUGAGCAGACCCUGGACAUUUAAUAUGUGCACAGCAAAGACACAGAAGAAACAUCAAUCAUGGAGACCCCGGGGUCCCGUCUCCAAGCAACAUUUUCAUGUCAGUUUUUCAACAAACAAAAAAAAAGACGUGGAGGAAAAAAAACUCUGGGGAGCUGAAUGGUGAUAAGAUCCGCCCCCUUUGCAUGGUUUGCUCUUGUCUAACGGCAGUCUGGAGUAUUCAGUGACUGGUUCACUCAAGGACAAACACUGAUUCGCACAUGCAUGGCUGUGGAGAGCAUGCGAAGGAGAUUUGAUUCAGGAUUUGUCAGUGGAUUUAUUUUGCUCAGACAGUUUCCCAAUUGGGAAUAGGAAGGAUCUCCACACAAGGCUAUGAGUCCAUCAGAGCAUCCACCAUCAUUAAAAUUCAGUAAUAGUGCACCUGCCGCCACCAAGACCACCACCUGCUUUCUCCAGAUGUCCCAGGAAACAUGGGUAGUGUCAGCAGUUUGAUAUCAGGCCAUAGCCUCCACAGCAAACACUGCAAAGCCUCCGAACACAAACCCAGGAAAGGGCUUCAUUCUAAGAAAACAGGCCGUAGUUUGGACGGCCUUCUGAAGUAUGGCUUCUCUCAGGACCACUGCGGCAACAACAACUCGAAAGUCAGCUAUCAUUCAGGCAAAAACGAAGACUUCUUUUACAUCAAGGUCAACAACAAUCCCCGAGCCGGUCACCAUAAUUUUAACACAGCUGAGGGGAGUGAAGCAACAUCAGCUGAGAUGGACAGGAAUGGAGGGCCACCAGAAUUAGUUCCUCUGUCUGGGAAACUAGAAAAGAGCGUAGAGAAGGAUUUGAUCCGGCCCACCGCCUUCAAACCGGUCCUUCCCCAUAGUAGCAGUUCCUCGGUGGAGACUCAUAACAACCUGAGCAGUAUCCUGGGCAGGAGAAUCAGUCCCACAGACCGACUCAAAGACCUCCAAGACCCAAAGCUGGAGACAAACUUCGGAACGUACUCAGACUCUGGACGUAACUCAAUGUCGAGUCUGCCCACCCACAGCACCAGCGGCAGCAGUCAGAUAGACAACCUAAGCACCUCAACAGGUCACAUGGUGCGCCACGGAGGCACGACCCACAGCGUGGAUACUUGUCAGAACUCGCAGGGUUGUGUCACAGGUGUGAAUGGAAACUCGAGUUGGAUGUGUAGCGGGACUAAUAUGAUCAGUGGAAACUGUUGGGUCAAUGGGAACAGUGACACAAACAAAAUGGAAGAAUCCACUAGCGCCAACACGAGAUCCAUUGGUGUCCUCAGUGAAAGCGUGGCGGCCGCGAUGAGUAUGAACAGAGAAAUAACUGCCGCAGCAUUGACCGUGUCGCCCGCCGAGCCGAGGCUUGACUUCUCUGGAAACCAAGAGGCGCUUAUGGAACACAGAUUUACGAUUUCUGAGCAAAGCCAGACAAAAUCAACAACUUCUGGCGGCUGUAUCCGAUCACCGAUCUCGACGGAUGAAUCACUGAUACAGCAGCUGGAGCAGAAACUUCUGGAACGUGAAACCGAGCUGGCGGAGUUACAGACGAGUCUCGAGGAGAAAGAGUCGGACACAUGUCAGCUGUUUGAUGAGAAGCAACGCUACUGCGCAGAGGAGAUGGAGGGGCUGAAGCAACGGUGUUCUACAAAACUACGUCAAGUGUCCCAGAGGGCUGUAAGAGCCCAGCAGUUAUUGCAGCUUCAGGUGAUCCAGCUCCAGCAGGAUAAAAAACGUCUGCAGGAGGAGGUGGACCAGCUCAACCAUGAGAGGAACUCGGCAGAAAGCCGACUCCGUACCUACGAGAGCCAGAAAAAACAUCUAGCACCCACAUUAGAAGAGUCACAGUGGGAGGUGUGCCAGAAGUCAGGUGAGAUUUCGCUUCUAAAGCAGCAGCUCAGAGACUCUCAGGCUGAGGUCGGCAACAAACUGAGUGAGAUCGUCGGUCUCAAAGCUGCUCUCAAGGAGUCUAAAAACAAGCUGAUAGAGCUGGAGCAGAAGAACAAGGAGUUUGAAGAAGCUCUUCGCCAGCGAAGCACUGAGGUCGAGGUAUGCAAGAACGAGUUCCAAAGAAAGAAAAACGAGGCCGAUCUCCUCAGGGAGAAGGUGAGCAUGCUGGAAACAGACAUCCAGGGUAUGAAGCAGGACCUUGCGGUGGCCAAAGAGGAGCAGCAGCAACUAAUGACCAUGAGAGCCAAGGUGGAGGAGCAACAGCUGCAAAUGAAGAUAAGCCAAGCCAGGAUGGAGGCCUUUGGAGUUGGUCAAGCCAAAACGAGGACCCAGGAGGGAACAGGAGCCAGUAAAACGCUGAAUCAGAACGGGGCGACUGUAGACAUAGAUACUCUACAGAAGGAGGUCGAGAGGCUCAGGGGAGAACUGAAAGAGGAGAAACAAAAGAAACAUAAAAUGAUGAAUAGCUUCCAGCAAGAGAGACAAACAUGGAAUAAAGAAAAAGAUAAAGUAAUCAGAUACCAAAAGCAGCUGCAGUACAACUAUCUGCAGAUGUACAGAAAGAACAAAGAUCUGGAGAAGAUCCUGAGGGAGCUGACGGCUGAGAUGGACACCAGGACAGAUGUAGACGUGGACAGCCACAGCUCGGAUCUGAACUUUGAUAAAAUUGUAGCAACUGAGAUAUGAGGUUAUGUGUUUCUUUUUACACCAUCACAGUCACCUUACAAAGGUCUGUGAUCUGUGCUUCUUGCCUAAACCUUAAAGGUCCAGUGUGUAAUUAUUGGGGGGAUCCAUUGACAGAAUUAUAUACAUAAUUAUAUACAUAACUAUGUCUUCAGAGGUGUAAAAAGAUCUUACAUAAUGAAGCGUUAUAUUUUAAUUACCUUAGAAUGAGCUGAUUCUAUCUACAUACACCGCGGGUCCCCUUGCAUGGAAUUCACCAUGUUGUGAUGGGCACUUGAGCACAUGAGAGACCAGUAGUGUACUACAGUGGCUGUGCAAGUCUGAAAUCUACCUAUUGUAAACCAGAGUGCUUGCUGAAGUUUAAAAGGUAAUGAGUACGAGUACAUGAGCUUAGUAUCUGGCCCAAUACCGAUACUGGUAUCAGUGCAUCCCUACUUUGCAUUGAAUUUGUAUGUAAUUUACUCGCGCAAAUGAUAAAAUGUGCUUCUAGUGCAUACACACCAUAAGGUUCAGAGCUGUCGUAGUCUUGUUGUCAAAGCAGUUACAAUUUUAUGGCAAAAUCCAACAAAUUUAACAUAAGGCUUUAGAUAAGACGCCUUUAGUCACCUCUGUAAUCUACAAAAUAUAUGAAUACAAACUAUGACUGAGAUUAUUAGUACUGCCGUCUGCAUUCACAAAAUAAAAGUCCACAUAUACUACAUUUAAAGCCAUUCUAUAGCUUCGAAGAACAAACUUUAAUGUUUACUGAAAAUGUUCAUGUUACGACUCACAGACUUUUGGCUGGUUACUUUUUUCGAAACGUCUGGCAUCGUAAUACACAGGUGAUGGGCAAAAAAAGCAUUUGAUGUCAAACCUGCCACAGCUUGUAUUUUUUUCAAUUCAAUAUUGUUGUACAAGUUCUUGAAAACGUGAAAGAAAACCCAGAUAUAAGGUUUAAAUUUAGGUCUGUUCCUCACACAAAGCUAUUGUAUGGCGAUGCUUUUUGCCCUUUGUGAAAACUGGCAUUAUCCACUUGUACAUAAAAAAGAAAUUCAAACAUCACGUUUUGCCUUUUACAAAAGAAGGAAAUAAAACUUUUCAAUGAACUAUUUCUUUACAGCAGUAGAAAUUAAAGCUAAAUAUAACAUAUUGUCAAAACAAUUUUGUAACUUUUUUAAGUAAAUUGGAGCAGUACUGUAAAAGUCUAAAGGAACCUUACACAGAAAACAAGGAAAUUGCUCUAAAAGCGACAAAGAUAUUCCUUAACUCUUUAAAUUUCAUGUCAUCUCAAAAUAAGACUUAACGCUACAAUGGGUCAUCUAGCAGCAAGGAUGCUUACAAUAGCACAGUACAAACACAAAAGACAGAACAAAUAGCUAGAGGUGCUACAGCAACAGAUAAUGAGUUCAGUGUCAUUUGCAGCACUUACUGUACUAACAACAGUCAAGUCUGAUGCAUUUUAAUUGUGUCGCUGCCAAAAUAUAACUCUACCAUAAAUACACACAUAACAAAUCUGCUUGAAAUAAUAAACAGAAAGACAGAUGGACAGCAGAAAGCCUGCUACAUUUUGUUUUCACAAAUUGGGUGCCCAGUGUUGUUCAUCAUGCAAUAUUUUCCAGAAAGCUGUCUUUUAUAUUAUCAUCCUCAGAGCUUCCAGGAGUCUUAAUUUGGAGAAAAGAAAAAGGGCGUAAUCUUAUUUUUGAUGGUGAUGGGUGGCUGUGGGAUGUAAGAUGCAUGUAUGUGUUGUAUAUUUCUUAUUUAUUUAUUUUGAUUAAAUAAAGGACGAUUUUUCUGUA